Spirodela intermedia is the source of this 10059-nucleotide messenger RNA. Lineage: Eukaryota; Viridiplantae; Streptophyta; Magnoliopsida; Alismatales; Araceae. The record is from the annotation of a GenBank genome assembly.
AUGUUGCAGAGCAAGUCCUUCAUGAAGAUGACCAGGCACGGCAGGGCCGUGAAGGUUCGUCAACACCCCCUCUUCCCACGUCUUUCUCUUUUCGAAGCCUCUCAGACCUACCUCUGUUGCCGUCUCUUUGCCGUCGUCAGGUGGUGAGGGAGCAUUACCUGCGGGACGACAUCUAUUGCGGGGUGCAGUACUGCAAAGUCUGCGACACAAAGGAUGCUCGCCUCGGCUCCUCCGAGUCCACCAUCCUCGUCGUGGACACCAACGUUAUUCUCCACCAGGUGUCAUUUCAAACGCUGCCUUGGCCACCCCGUGUCGACUUCCUCAGUCGGAUUUUCUUCUCAUCCGUAUUCUUUCUUUCUGGACUCCCGUAUAGAUUGAUUUAUUGGAGAACCCAGCGAUGGAUGACGUGGUGGUGCUCGACGUGGUGAUGGAGGAGGUGAAAAACAAGAAUCUAUCGGUUUACAACAGGCUGAAGGCCCUCUGUACUAGCUCCCAGCGCAAGUUUUUUAUUUUCUACAACGAGUACCACAAGUGAGUACCUGCCAGUUGGCAAUUGUAAGUUCAAAUUUCCAGGGAAAACCUGGUUCGUUCCUCUUUGUAGUAUUUAUUUUUCUCAAUCUCUUUGCUGGCUUUCUAUAUCGAUGUUGUUACUCCGAGACUAUUGUGUUCUAGUACACCUCGUGACGUUUUUGGUCCCAGUUGGGCAAAUUUUCGACACAGUUUGCAGUCUUGGCUGGAGAAAUGUGACAAUACUCCGAAUUGAAUAGCCUUUUGAAAUAUUUUUUUGUUAGUUUCUUCAUCCAUACAUCAUAUCUACAAUGUUUUCUGCGCUUUUACAUUUUAAUGCCUUUUCCUGUAGGGACACGUACGUUAAGCAAAUGGUUGGAGAGACUUCGAACGAUCGAAACGACAGAGGUAUAUUAAUCUGAUUUUAUAUGUUUAGUUUUCAUUGUGAAUAACUUCGGUGCUCAAUAAAUAUCGCGACGAGUAUCUCUUGCCAACCAUUUGCAGAACAAUAAAAUGAACAUUAAGUUUCAUAAAUUUGAAAAUAUUUUGCUUCUCAUUGGUCUUGUUGUUAAUCUCUCUGGCAGAGUUGCAUCUAAUGUAAAUCUUAUUCAUAUUCAUCCAUCCCACUAACAAAUCUCAAUUCAAAGAGAUGAGAUUUGGGUUCUGAAAGAAAAUAUAAGUGGAUUUGAAGGUAGGAAUAAUGAAAUCUCAGGAGAAGCUAUAGAGAAACGCGGAAAAAAAAGGUGCUUCUCAUCCUCAUCUUUCUAUCUGCGUUUCCUCUUAACUUUCCAGAACUUGGGAUGGGGGUAAGAAUUUUAAAUGCAACUGUUGGGUGACGGGGUUGUUUUCCAGGAAUCCUACUUCAUUGGGUUGUUGGGAUGAUGUCAAGUAAGUUAGAGUAAACUGUUAGGCGCAUGAUUCGCAUAUUGCUACACAGAAGUUCUUCAAACAUGAAGCCAUUUUUCUCGGCUACUCACCUACCCUAUAACUCGACAUUCCCAAACCUCCGAAAGUGUGACAAGGUAUGUAUUAAUUGUGUGCAAAUGGUUAAAAUUGAUGAAUAUCUUUACCGAGAGCAUUUACCAGGGUGAUGACAUUUAGGAUCAAGCCCUAGGGCAGUGCAACAAUUUUUGACAAUGUAAUGCUUUUACUUUUCUCCAAGUCUAUUUCAUUUAUCAUUAAUACAGAUAAGUUGGCGCUUAGGACGCAGGGUUCGCCCCUUUCAUCGAACAGAGCAUACCAGAUCAUAGGAAACCAUCACUUUAACUUAUGUUUGGCAUUUUUUUUUUUCGUCGAACAUCCCAUAACUUUAUUCCUAUUAACACAACCUGACAAUACAGCUAUACGAGUGGCAACUCAAUGGUAUCAAAAUCAUUUGGCUGGAAGUUCACGGGUGCUACUUAUUACCAAUGACAGAGAGAAUAAGAGAAAAGCCAUAGAAGAAGGUCUCUCUGCAGAGACAGGUAAAAUUUAUAGGAUGGAAGAUGCAUCUCAAGAUUAUUCAUCUAAGUGAAGUUUUACUGCCACAGAAAUGUAAUAUUCGUAAAUCGUGCUAAGUGAUGUCUACUGUUCUUUUGUUUUGGUCUCAGUUGAGUCAUAUGUAAAAUCACUUGGCCAGCCUGGCUUGCUGGACUUGGUUGUUGUUUCCUCCUCCGAAGAUGUAAAUGUGAUGGAAGUCGAAGAAACAAGGCCUUCAAAGAGGAAAGCCAUUUACAGUGAGGUAUGUCUAUUAUUAUAAAUUUUCACGAUCAAAUCUGCGUAGAUUACCUAGUUUGCUGUUUAUGGAUAUUGGGCUUUUGCUUAUAUGAUGGUAUUAAUUUGUUAUUUUUUUACAUGCCUUACACUAUGCAAUCCAGCACAAACCCAUGUCAGAAAUUACUCAUGGUCUGCAUCGUGGAAUUUAUCAUCAAGGAAAACUUCGUGUCAACCGCUAUAAUCCAUUUGAGGCAUAUGUCGGAAGUGAAAGCAUUGGUGAUGAGAUAAUAAUUUAUGGACGGUCUAACAUGAACAGGGCUUUUGAUGGAGAUAUAGUUGCAGUUGAGCUCUUGCCUCAAGACCAAUGGCAUGAUGUGAAGAAGUUAAGCAUAGAAGAUGAAGGAAGUGGUAUAAAAUCUAAUUCAUAGGAUUACCAAGUAGAGUUGUUUUAUGUAUAUGAUUAUUCAUGUUCAUGUAUUUUGACAUAAUAAAGCUUCUUACAGAGGAUGAAGAGGAAGGUGUUCACUUGGUUCCUGGAAGUGCUGAUGAUGCUCCACGGGGUACAGUUCCAUCAGCUGUCCCUUCUGAAACGAUGAAUUCUACCUCAUGUCGCCCAUCUGGAAAAGUAAUUGGUAUUAUAAAGCGUAAUUGGCAAUCGUAAGUGAAUAUGAAAUUUAUUUUACCCUAUCUUUUUUAUGUUUAUACAUGGUGUCUCGAUUUCAUUAUCUUAUAUUCACAUGCAAUUCGUCGUGCCUUGUUGAAUUUACUGGCUUCUAGUGACUAAUUCCUAAUUCUUAUUACCUAGUUUUCUUGACGACAUAUUAAAGGAGAGGCUGGUAAAUCUUAUUACGCAACCUGAUUCUGGUAUUUCUAUUCAAUCCUGAUUUCCAGAUGGUCAAGGGUUGUUCUCGUCUUUUGGGCAUGACUGACUCUAUCCUGAUUUUGAAAUAGGCAUAGGCAUUUAUUGCGAUGGAGCAAGACCCAUCUUUCAUUAGGCACAGUAGCCGAGAUUGUCCAAAACACCAAAAACUAGUCAAUUUUUAUCAUUUAUUUCAUACGCUUCUAAGUGGUACAGUCUUUUCCUGGUUGAUUUUGACUUAAAUCAAACUGAGGCGGACCGGUUAUGAAAGAUCUUCAUUGUAUCUACUUAUUUAGUUGCAAUCUGAUGCGUUGAGAUAUCAGGAUCGAAAUUCGACGGUAGGAAGUGAGUUUGGUUUUCAGUUGUAUUUUAAUUGAUGUACGUUUUCAAUAAAUGUUUUGUUUUUUUUUUAAAAAUCAUAAAUGGUAUUCGAGGUUAUCCUAUCCCUACAUGUCAUUUUUGAAUCCUCGUGCUGGAGCACCUCUGUGUGUGGGGCAGUCGUUCCCAGUAAAUGUUACUUACUGGAAACUCGUGGUCACUGCUGGGAAGGGGUUGUAUCUUUAGAAUUUUUGAACAUGCCAACCUAUACGAACUGUCAGAGACUCAAUGCAUAUUUUUAUGAAUCUUUCUUUUGACUGCAAUGCUAUGUUCUGCUUUUCUACAAUAGUUAGGGUAAAACAUAUACUUUGAGUGCACUGGGAGAAUCAGUACUCAAUGCAGGUAUUGUGGAUCUUUGGAGCCAAUGUCCAUGCCAGCAGGCGACGGUGGCGUGGCCUAUGCAUUAUUUAUCUCCAAAGAUCGUAGAAUUCCGAAGAUAAGGAUUCAAACUCGACAACUAGGGAAUCUUCUGAAUAAGAGAAUUAUUGUUGCUGUUGAUUCGUGGGAUUGCUUGUCUCGCUAUCCAUCUGGACACUAUGUGCGCACUAUAGGAAAUAUUGGUGACAAGAAAACAGAAGAUGAGGCAAGUGUAGAAGUUGCAUUUGUAGUGAUUUUGAGAUAUGUAUAUUUCUUGGGCUUUAUUUUACUGAGUUUCAUGGUAGUGCGUUUGUGUGAAAUUCAUCUUGGUGCAUGUCUUAGGUGAUUUUGAUUGAGAAUGAUAUAAACUCAAGACCUUUCUCAAUGCAAGUUCUGGCUUGCUUGCCGCCAUUACCAUGGAAUCUUUCUCCUGAAGAUUUGAUGAACCCCAACAGAGUAGAUUUACGACAUGUUAGGGUCUUCAGUGUUGAUCCCCCCGGUAUGUUAUUGGAACUUCAUGUAUUAUCCCUGUUUAAUUGCCAUUUCUAGUGAAGUUAUAUUUUUUUCUGUUUCAGGGUGCACGGAUAUUGACGAUGCACUGCACUGUACUUCCCUUUCUAAUGGGAACUUUGAAGUCGGAGUUCGUAUCCUUCAUGUCCCUCGUUUCUGUAUGGUGGCAGCAUCUUUUGCUGCUGGUCGUAGCCCUUAAAAAAUGUAUCGGAUUUUGGUGGCCUACAAUCAUAUUACUGACUUGUAAAUCGAUAGGAAAUCAUAGCAAAGGAAGAAUAGAGGGCUAAUGGUUCUAGUUUCCUACUUUCUUUAGCUGAAGACCGGGUAGGCGAAAGACAAGCAGGUUGUGAAUGUGUGCUAAGCUGUUUUCUCUUUUGAUUAACCUGAUAGUUUGCUUCCCUUUAAGUCUUUAAACAUUAAAUCACCACCAAGUUUUCAUUUUUUUUGAUUCUGUGUCCAUGACGCCUCUUCUCUUCAUUUAGUGAUUGGUCUAUGAAGGUCCUCCAAUUUUGUUGUCUUGGUUUCCAGACUCCUCUUUACAUAAUUUUCCCAACUUUUUCGUAGCUCAAGAUAUGUACAUAUGCAUACAUGCAUAUGUAUAUGUGUGAGUAUGUGUAUUACACGGGUUUAAAGGCAGUGCCUUUCUUCUACUCGGAUAAUAUCUAUUGUGCAAAUUCUGUUUUAUUUUUCUGUUAUCAUUGGUUGAGGUAGGAAGACAUUGGUUAUUACUGUGAUAUGUCUUGUCCUCUCAAACUGGGACAGCUAGGUUCAGUUAUGUAUCCAGAUUUUUGGAGAAGGUUUGGACAUUGUGCUCGCUUUGACAGUCGAUGAGAUUACUUAUCACCAUCCCAAGUCUUAUUCUGUUAAACCAGGACGGCUAGUUUCAGUUGUGUAUCCACAAUUUUGGUGAUACUUUUUGACAUUCUACCUACCAUAUGGUGAUCCUCCAUCUGUCUGUGUUACAUGAGUGUGCUACGAGGUCUCACCUAGUUCCUAGAUUGCAUAACUUUGGACAACAGAGUAGUUAUUACUCCUACGAUACUGCUUGGUUGGAGUGAAUAUCUAUAGUCAUGGAAGGAGUUCGCCCAGUUCCGUAAUUAUACUGAUUUUUCCUUUUUUUGUGUGUGUGUGUCGGGGGUGGGGUAGUCAGCAUGCAGCCUUUGACUGGUUUCCCAUCAGAUGGGAACAAUACGUUCACCUGUUAUAUAAUUAUGCCAAAUGAGCAGCGUGUUGUUCUUUAGGGAGGUGAAAGGUUCAUGAUAAGUUUUGGCAGCACCAUAUCAAUCCUGAUGCAGUUGAGCAUGAUGAUCUGCCCAUCAUUUGGCAGCUGAUCACUUGAAAACUGAUGGCAGCCUGACAUUGCUUUUGUUUCUUUUGAUAGGAUAUUCUUGGUCUGAUGUUUUUAAGUGACGAUAUUAGACUGCAUAGGCAAAUCCUAGGCCUAUGAAUUGUGAUUUUUACAAAAAUGGUACUUAUAUCGUAUAGUUUCCUUUGUACAACGAUAUCACAUUAAUUUCCUAGGCCUAUGAAUUCUAGGAUAGGAACACAUUAAUUUACUUCAGUUAAUUGAGGCACUAAACUAAAGUAUUUUUAUAUUCGUAAAUUCACAGAAGGGUAACAGUUGGAAAAUAAUUGUCUCGAAACAGGUUGAAAAUCAGAAAUUAAUGUGUCGUUUGAUUUAAUGCCUAUGAUAUAGAUGGAGAGUUCAACUGAAAUUGAACGUUCUAUUGCAGAGGAUCACGGUAAUUUGGAUGGUUAUGUUACUUUACCUUUAUGUUCCCUAAAUGUUACGGAGCGAAUAUUAUCUGGCACAUUGUUUACAUUAAUGCUAUGUUAGUACGGAAUUCUUUGCUGCGUCGUUCUCAGCCAUUGGACAUAUUAUCUGGUGUUCAAUCACUGUGAAUAUUUAAUAUAAACUGGAGUCAUACUAUGUCAUCUUCCUGGGCUAAAGAUCCGCAGGAAAAUCCUGUUUUAAUAUAAAUAUUCUUUCUUUUGACCAGCUUAACUGAAGAAUUUUGGGUGUUAUUUAACUUUUGUAAGACAACUCCUUAACGCACGUUUUUCAGAUAUUGCUGAUGUCACAAAUUUUGUUCAUCCUGAGACCCCACUUGAUAAGGAAGCCUCACAGAGGGGCACAUCUGUUUAUCUCGUUGAUCGCCGGAUUGACAUGCUUCCAAAGCCUCUGACAGAAGGUAUUAUUUUUUUCAUUAUUUGAGUUGUACUGAGAUGCGACUUAAGACGGAAGACAUAAUAGGUUAUAAAGAUCCUAAUGCUAGCCAUCAUUUUCAGAUAUAUGUUCUCUUCGCUCUGAUGUGGAGAGACUGGCUUUCUCUGUCAUAUGGGUAAUUUCUUAACUUGGAGCUUAUUUGAUUUUGCUCUCUUAGAAUAUAUCGGUCAUUAAUAUGCAAAAGACGAAUGAGUUCUCAGUCUUCUUCUACCACGUACAGGAUCUUAAAAGAGUUCUAACAGUACUCCCAACACUGUUUCCUUCAAUUUCAGGAGAUCACUCCUCAAGCAGAAAUUACAUCUACGAGAUACACAAAAAGUGUCAUCAAGUCGUGUGCUGCGUUGUCUUAUGUUGAAGCUCAAGCGCGGAUGGACGAUAGGUGCUUACAUCUGCCACCAACUUAUUAUGGAGCUGUGCUUAAUGGAUUUAGUUACUUACUGUUUCAUUUAAUCAGCGUAGGCAGCAUUUAGUGAAAUAACUAUAAUAUACUAAGAUCUACUACUUACUCUUAGUUUUAGCAAAUCUACGUCCAGGAAUUGAUAUCCCAUACACAUGUUCAACCACCGUUCAAUUCCUGUCUCUGUUGGAAGAUGCUCUCAGAUGGAACAUGGCAGUUCACAAAAAAAACACGUGCGAAUUUUGACCAAUAGUCAUUCCGUGUUGACAUCUACGCUUAAUUUGAGGACGUGAAUAGCCUCUGUUAUUUUGAACACCUAGUACCUUUUCAAGCAAGCGGCUUAAAUCCCGCUUUAUUCACGUGGGUGUUGUUUUGCAGCCGUUUAAUGGACCCGUUAACCACUGAUCUGCGCAAUUUGAAUUCACUGGCAAAGGUGUGCUUAUUAGAUUUUUCAGAACUUUUUGUUCAUUGCCCUUCCUGAAUGUCGCUAUAACUUGAUUCCUAUCAACGAACUAAAGUUGGAGUGUUUGAACUCCUAUUAAAUAGAUAAUGAGGCAGAGACGUAUUGAAAGAGGAGCACUUACUCUUGCUUCUGCAGAAGUGAAGUUCCAAAUUGACACCGAAACACAUGACCCACUCGACAUAGGUGCAUAUAUAUUUGCAGAGUGGCUGUGUACAUUCUGUCGCUGAAAUUAAUCAGGCAGAAUUGAUUAAUGAGCUUCCUUUUCUUGCAGGAAUAUACCAGAUUCGGGAAGCAAACCAGAUGAUUGAGGAAUUUAUGUUGGCAGCUAACAUUUCAGUGGCAGAAAAGAUUUUAAAGCAUUUCCCAUUAUGCUCCUUGUUGAGGUAUGUUCAUGUUGAAUCUUGAAUGUUUGAUCACGACGGACAAUAUUUUCUCCUCAUAGGAAAAGCUUCAAACGAGUAGGAAUCAUUAGAGUCCUUCAUCACGACUUGCAUCGAAUAAAUGGGCAUACAUAUUUUUAAACCAUAUAACAAGCAUCCAAUGGGAUCCUUACUUUUUGAAGGACUUUUCUCCAGACAGUGGUACUCUUUUGGCGUCAACUUAUGAAACUAGUCUGUGGCUGCCCUAGAAACCUGUAAAUUUGCAAUAGUUGCUAUAAUGGCUGUCAGUUCUUCCCUCUUAUCUGUAUGUUUUGCCUGGGCAUUGGAAGAAAGACGAAGUGAUAUUUUCCUAAACCUGAAACAUGGUUUAAUAUCUGAUGGAGCUUAUAUAUAGGCUGGCAGUGUACUAACGGCUUCAUGAAUUACGACACUACCGCAGUAAUAAAAAAUGUAGUCUUUUUGUUACUGGAUAAGGAUUUCGAUUUCAACGGGCUUCUUGCUUAUCUCCAAUGAUGAAUGCAGGCGUCAUCCUAGCCCGACAAAAGAUAUGCUCGAACCGCUGCUGCGGAUAACUGCAUCCAUCGGCCUUGAUUUGGAUGUUUCAUCUUCUAAAGCAUUGGCCGAUUCACUCGAUCAUGCAGUGGUAACCAACAUCUUACAUCUUUUUAGAUUAUGUGAUCCGAUUUUGUGUUCUCCUCAAGUAAUCCACUGUAUUCAUUGCAAAUGAAUUCAGGGUGAGGACCCCUACUUCAACAAGCUGAUUCGGAUUCUCGCAACGAGAUGCAUGACUCAGGUGCGUCUACUCGAAGCUUGAACUCAGUGCGAUUGCAAUCCCCGUACAAAGCUCUAAAUUCUGGAGGCUCCUGUGUGCUUUUGAGCUGCUCAGGCUGUUUACUUCUGUAGUGGGGAUCUAAGUCCCCAGGAGUUCCAUCACUACGGACUCGCAGCGCCUUUGUACACGCAUUUCACGUCGCCCAUACGAAGAUAUGCAGGUGCUCAUUUGCUUAUCUUUUCUGUAUAUUUUUUAAAUUCGCUUAAUUUUCGUUCCCAUGGGGGGCAGUUGGAUCGAAAUAAAAGCCGCCUCUGGAGUAAUUAUCAUUGUAUAAAAGUUUUAUAAAAGAAAAAAAUCGCCGCUUUGAGUCCCCUAUGCAUCUUUAAGGUUAUAUUCCCGGGAGAUCCUGAAACCCUCUGAAUGCCAGGUGCUGACCUUUUUUUCUCUCUCCCUAUUGGAACCUUUCUCUUGUCCAUCCCCCUCAGAUUCCUGAAGUCAGAUGCACCUGGUCCCAUGUAUGUUGCAGCAUGACUUUAUGUGAAUCAAUGUGUGAAUGCGAUGCCUUCCUCCUCUCUCUCUCUCUCGCUCUCUGUGUCAAGUUUAUGAAGAGGAGGAUGGUGGCAAUAAGCUGCUGGAACAAAUUCAGCUGCACAUCUCCUUUUUUCACUGUUUCAUGGGGUGGAUUUACGGGCCCCCCUUCUCUCUCUCUCUCUCUCUCUCUCAAUCUAUCUAUAUUUAUAUGUAUCAACGUGUCCCGGUGAUUGCUUGCUCGAGAAGAUAGGAAACGAAAUGAGUCAGUUCCACUCUUUCUUUUCAGAUGUUAUUGUUCACAGGUUGCUAGCAGCUGCCCUCGGAAUAUCAAAGCUUCCGCCAGUUUUCCUGGAUAGAAACCAGCUCACGAGCGUUUCAGACAGUAAGACCCUGGCCACACUCCGAUUUUCUUUACAUGGGGUUGGAUCUGCCUGACUUCACGACUAACCCUUCUCUCCAGACUUGAAUUACCGACAUCGGAAUGCCCAGAUGGCCAGCCGGGCUUCUGUCGAGCUCAACACGGUCAUAUAUUUCCGAAAAAGGUAAUCCAUCACCACCGUCGAUAUGAACUUGGAUCGCUCCUCGCCCUUCUGAACUUUCUCUGGCUGCUGCUUCUCUGCAGGCCCACCGACACUGAAGCCAGGAUUGUGAAGAUCAGAGCCAAUGGGUUCAUAGUCUUCGUGCCCAAGUAGGAUCCCAUUUAUGGAUUUGCUCUUUUAUUCCACUUCUCGCUCAUCCAAGUGGCAGUUUUGCCGGUAUCUACCGUGUUGACUGACUGUUCUUCCCACAGGUUUGGGAUAGAAGGCCCGGUGUACUUGGUGAAGAGGGGAGAGAAGAGCGACUGGCUGGUAGACGAGGCGAACCAGAGGGUGACGAAGGCGGGCAGUGGCGUGAACUACAGGGUCCUGCAGGCUGUCAAGAUCCACAUGGAGGUCGUCGAGCACCAGCCCAACAGACCCAAGCUCGAGCUGACUCUCAUCUAA